GUGGCCCCGGGACACACGGGGCACUCACAAACAGCGGAUUCAGCCCCCCAAAAACACUCCCCCAGAAUGUGCUGCCCUGUCCCGCCACUGUCACCAACCCGCGGGGUGGCGRGGCCCCCAUGGCUCCCAAGGCCACCCGGGUGUCCCACAGGCAGGAGCCUUGUCCCACCAAGGGGUUCUGAGCAUGGCUGGGUUGGACCUGCGCUGGGAAAAGGCUGUGCUGAGGGUUCCACUCGCACCGUUGGGGCACAGCGGAGGGAUGGAAAUUAAUUCCACAGAGUGGGAAUGCCACAGGYCAUUGAACUGGGUGACACUUUGCAUCCUGCCCUGCUGGUCAGGAGCUGCCCCACACCWGGGCACUACUGGGGAGCUGAGGAGGGGGACAGGGGCACUGAGGUGGCCAAGGGACACAACACCAGCUGUAAAUACUUGUGAGAUAAACAUUGGGAAAGGGGUAGAAUUGCUGUAACCAAGGGAUGAAGCACAGAGCCCUGGGAACACCGCAGCGGAGAGGAGGCUGCUCUGCUGGGGCCAGAAAGGYCGAUUUUGGGUUAGCUGGUGUUGGAAGGGUGAAUUUUUCAUGRAGGCAGCAGGGAUGAAGGGAAGGGGAGCACCUUUGGGUGUCUCAGCGCUGUCACUCAGCAGCCACAUUCGGUCGUGCUYGGCAGGGAUCGGCAGGGCCCUGAGCACCGGCUACUGCCGCCUGUGCCACGGCAAGUUCUCCUCGCGGAGCCUGCGCAACGCCUUCGGCAAGGUGCCCGUGCUGGGGGAGAACUCGGAGAAGCAGCGGCGCGUGGAGCAGGUGUUCUUCGCCGACUUCCAGCGGCUGGUGGGCGUGGCGGUGCGGCAGGACCCCGCGCUGCCUCAGUUCGUCUGCAAGAAAUGCCAUGCCCAGUUCUACAAGUGCCGCAGCGUSCUCCGCACCUUCAUCCAGAGGGUGAACGCCUCGCCCACGGGCCACGCCAAGUCCAAAGGAAAGAGCAGYGGGGCCCAGGCGCAGACGGGUGUGGAAGGAGGUGCCUCUUGCCUGGUUGACCUGAUCACGUCCAGCCCGCAGUGCCUGCACAGCCUGGUGACAUGGACGCACACGCACGCCGGCAGCUGCGCCUCGGUGCCCGGGCUGCGGAGCGUGCUCUCCUCCGAGUACUGCGGCAUCAUCCGCGCCGUCUGGGGCUGCGGGGACGGCCACGACUACGUCAUGGACACGGACUCGGACUGCAGCUCCGCGCUGCUCGACAACGCCUUGGCCGUCAAACGGGAGUGGAGCAAGGGCACGGCGCAGCAGCGCCUGACUGACAACGGCGCCGGGGCAGACAAUGCCGAGGCUGUUCCUGCUCCCAAAGCCCAGCAUGCUCCAGUAAGGACAGCUCCUUGCCAGCAGCCCACCAACAAAGGGAGCACGGCGGUGCCGCUGRCGGUGGAGAGCGAGCUGCCACAGGACAGGGAUCAGUGUCCCUCGCAGCCRGACAGCACGGCCUCYGUMCAGGAACAGGCCCUGCCGCAGCCCRUCUCCCCGCUGAGCACUGCCACAGGACAGUUGAGUGGGAAGCAGGUUCUGUCUGCAACGUCGGAUGAGCGGGUAAAAGACGAGUUCAGUGACCUUUCUGAGGGGGACUUCUUGAGUGACGAUGAAAGCGAGAAGAGAAACGUGCAAUCUUCAGAUGACUCCUUCGAGCCUUACCCCGAGAAGAAGGUUUCUGGCAAGAAAAGCGACAGUAAAGAAGCAAAGAAGGCAGAAGAGCCCAAAAUAAGGAAGAAGCCGGGGCCUAAGCCAGGCUGGAAAAAAAAAAUCAAAUGUGAACGGGAGGAGCUGCCCACCAUCUACAAGUGUCCUUACCAGGGCUGCACCGCUGUCUACAGAGGGGCUGAUGGCAUGAAGAAACACAUCAAGGAGCACCACGAAGAGGUGCGGGAGAGGCCCUGCCCUCACCCUGGCUGCAACAAGGUGUUCAUGAUCGACCGGUACCUGCAGCGGCACGUCAAGCUCAUCCACACAGAGGUACGGAACUAUAUCUGUGAUGAGUGUGGGCAGACCUUCAAGCAACGCAAACACCUCUCGGUCCAUCAGAUGCGGCACUCGGGAGCGAAGCCCCUGCAGUGUGAGAUCUGCGGGUUCCAGUGCCGCCAGCGCGCCUCCCUCAAGUACCACAUGACCAAACACAAAGCUGAGGCUGAGCUGGAGUUUGCCUGCGAUCAGUGCGGGAAGCGCUUCGAGAAGGCCCAUAACCUCAACGUCCACAUGUCCAUGGUGCACCCUCUGACCCAGACUCAGGACAAAGCCAAGCCCCUGGAGCCAGAGCCCAUCCUCCUCCUCACCACRUCAGGGACUGUGGAAGGCCAGGGGGUGAAGCCAGAAGUGACUGCACAGCCCGAGCCCACCUGAGGGGACGGGGCCACGUUCCCAGCCCAGCCCCUGGAGAUUUUUAAUCUACGUUUUAGUCUCCCAAAGAACUCCGUGGAAUUAGCUUCAGCUUGCUCAGAAAAGGCUUGUUCUCAUGCAGUGAUUUCCAUGCUYACGUCUGAUUCAGCAGUGUUGUACUAAGAGUGUCUAAUCCCAGGGCCAGGGGUGUCAAAGCUCCUUUGUGUCCCCAGCCCCACGCACACGUUGUAGAAACCCAGUUGGCCACAAAUGUUCCCUGCCUGCACAGAGGUGCCCUUGGGGUCUUCAGGGGGACAGAGGACAGUGGGACAACUUUAAGGAGAUGUUUUGGAAAAAUUUAAAAAAAAAAAAGGAUGAAAACAAACAUAAUUAUAAUUCCCAAAGCAAGUUCUAAACUGAAAAUUUGUAACCUACUUUUUAUUGUAACAAGAGCUUCAUGGUUAUGCUUGUAAUAAAUUAUUUACAAAGUAAUUUGAAAAAAGUGGCGCAGGUGAGAAAGGCGAGGUGKMACUGAGGUUUUGG
Molecule: messenger RNA, 2902 nt
Organism: Malurus melanocephalus (red-backed fairy wren)
Lineage: Eukaryota; Metazoa; Chordata; Aves; Passeriformes; Maluridae
Gene: ZNF276
Product: zinc finger protein 276
Exons: 10
Coding region: 581-2383 (600 amino acids)
Biological process (GO): regulation of transcription by RNA polymerase II
Cellular component (GO): kinetochore; chromosome; nucleus
Molecular function (GO): chromatin insulator sequence binding; zinc ion binding
Source: RefSeq, a predicted model, not a curated record